AUGAGAGUCGUUAUUCAAAGGGUGAAACAGGCCAGCGUUACAGUUGACAAUGCCGUUGUCUCUGAAAUCAAGAAAGGGUUGUGUCUGUUGGUUGGCAUUACGCAGGAGGAUACUGACGAAGACGUGGCCAAACUAGCCAACAAGGUCUUGAAGCUCCGGUUGUUUGAGGACACUGCACAAGAGGCAGGGACGAACACCGAGUGGGUUGGCAAGCCGUGGAUGAAGAGUGUCACUGACAUUGGUGGUGAAGUUUUGUCUGUUUCGCAGUUCACGCUGUACGGUAACAUCAAGAAGGGUACCAAGCCGGACUUCCACAGAGCACAGAAGGGCCAGCUGGCGAUGGAUCUGUACAACUCCUUCCUGGGGGAGUUGCGGAAAGGUCUCGGGGAGGCUAAAGUGAAGGACGGCCAGUUUGGUGCGAUGAUGGACGUUGGCAUAGUCAACGAUGGUCCGGUGACCAUUGUCUACGAUACCAAGGAAUAG
This is a messenger RNA of Pichia kudriavzevii, 483 nucleotides long. RefSeq lists its product as uncharacterized. Bases 1 to 483 code for a protein of 160 amino acids. NCBI's taxonomy places the organism in Eukaryota, Fungi, Ascomycota, Pichiomycetes, Pichiales, Pichiaceae. Gene Ontology annotation, biological process: tRNA metabolic process. The record is from RefSeq and is a predicted model, not a curated record. Gene Ontology annotation, molecular function: D-tyrosyl-tRNA(Tyr) deacylase activity. The transcript has a single exon. Gene Ontology annotation, cellular component: cytoplasm.